AUGCUGAACGAUGUGGAGGUCCGGUGCAGACCUAUGCAAACCGGUGUCCGGUUGGAUGAGUGGAGGGAUUUGAUUGACAAUUUAAAAACCACUCAGAUUAUCCUGGACAACUUAUCCAAUAUCCGCUUUCUAGAGUUACUGACAUUUAUUCACAUUUUAGAAGACAAUGAAUCGUUUGUGGCAUUUGUUAACCAAACCAAUGGGUACUCGACUGAUAACACUAACAGUUCCUGUCGUAGGAAUCUAUCACUGGUUUCAAUGCAAACCACGAAAACAAUAAGUGCUCAUUUGGUGGACAGGGAGAAGACAAUCCACGAAAUACAUGACAUGAUAAUCAAAUCUAUGGUUGAUUUAGCCAUAUAUCAAAUGGACUCCACGGGUCGUACCGAUGAACUCGACAGAAGCGGAACGGGAUUUAUAGUAAAUAAAAGCGGACUAAUUGUGACCAACUGUCACGUGACAGAGGAGUCGCCUCUUGUCUUAUGUAAACUCUAUGCUAAAGACCUAAACGAUGGCUCAAUAGAUUGCGUAAACAAUCUGUGGGGACGAGUAGUCUAUGUAGAGGCCGAACACGACUUAGCGCUCAUACAACUCAAACCCGACCCAAAGAUGCCUACCCAACCUCUAGAUCUACCGGCCCUUGAGCUCAACGACACCAGUAGUCUGUCAAUUGGUGAGCGUAUACUAACCAUAGGGUGUCCCGAUCUGUUUAGUCCCACUCUAUGUGAGGGUAUUGUCGUAUAUCCGGACCGGACGGGCACCGACUUCUCAUACGGAGACUAUUUGUACUAUGAAUUUCAUGGCAACCCCAACAACACCUACAUCUUAAAUACACGUAAGAUUAGUCAGGGAUAUUCCGGUUCGCCAGUGGUUAAUAUGUGGGGUAAAGUGAUUGCUUUUCUAAGAAAUGCCGAUAAUUUUGGUGAACAGUACAGUAAUGAGCAAUACUUGUAUAACAAUAAGAGCGCACUGGGAGUUAGUGUCCAUAACUUUGAUGAGCGCAUUAAACCCAUGUUUAGACCCGAAGUCAACGGAGUUGUGGUCUUAUCUGUUGCCGAUCUGAAGAGAGAAAUCGAUGGCAAACAACAAAUACCGAUAACUGUUGUGAGGAAUGCCGAUGAAAAUGUAUGGGCACACGGGAGACUCGUAGACCCGCCAUCGAGAUCCAGCGCCUGGAGGUUUGGCUACAAAACCAAAAUCAAUUACAACGAUAACGAACUAUUUUGCGGCGGUUUUACAAGGCAAUGGAAACGGAACGGCGGAAAGUGUGGUAUAUGUGGCGACCCAUACGAUGGCAAACGUGAUAAUGAGACACCAAACGGGAAAUACGCAAAAACCUUGGCCAUCACCAGGACCUACAUAAGCGGCCAAACCAUUGCAGCCAAAGUGCAGUUAACGGCCAAUCAUAAUGGAUUCUUUGUGUUCAAAGUGUGUCCAGCGGUUAAUGACAGUCAAGAAGUGACUCAAAAAUGUUUGGAUAAGUUUGCUCUCAAAUUGUUGGACUCGCGGAACAGUUCAGACAAGUAUACCGUUCCCUCGCCUAAGGCCGAAACCUUUACGAUUGACCUCAAACUGCCCGAUGGGUUGGCGUGCGAUCGGUGUGUGUUUCAGUGGACAUACACUUCGGCCAAUAAUUGGGGGAAAUGUGACAAUGGGUUGAGUGCUGUGGGAUGUGGUCCUCAGGAGACGUUCAGAGGUUGCGCUGAUGUCCGCAUUUUAGCUCAUAAUAGCACUCGUAAUGAGACAGAGAUGACAACAACUCCUCAUUAUGUGGUCCCGGAUAGUGAUCCUAACGACGAGACCCUGAAUACGAUUGAGUCCAGACGGGUGCUGACCACUACUGACUCCUCCUAUACUCCUAUCAAAUAUAAUGAUAAUUCAAAGCGAGUGCUGACAGCCGCCCACCCCUUCUAUACUCCCGUUGAAUAUAAUGAUAUCAAAAGGGAAAGUGGCUGUAAAUCGACGGGCAUUUGGAGGGCAGUGCCAAAUAUGGAUGAUUGGUGUCAGACUAACUGUGCCCUCAACUAUUGUCCUCCAUCUCAUUGUACAUGUAACGCGGUCAUAUAA
Oppiella nova is the source of this 2067-nucleotide messenger RNA. Lineage: Eukaryota; Metazoa; Arthropoda; Arachnida; Sarcoptiformes; Oppiidae. The record is from the annotation of a GenBank genome assembly.